UUUUAGGAGGAGAAAGAUUUGUGGUGUAAAUAAAGACACCUGGCAACCCGGGAGUCAGGUUAGCUUCACUCUCAUGUAGCUUCAGUGAAACUGUACUCUGGUUACAGCGUGUCUUCAGUGGGACAAAGUAGAAACAUGCCGGCCUUGUCUUUGCCCCUCUCUCGCCUGGGCAGGACCCGAGGCAGUUUUAAAAAGCUGUUUAAAGACUGCAAGACUUUCUAUUCGGCAUGUGGAACUCCGGCUUCCAGCUCCAGCGGGGUGACACGUCCCCCAGUACCGCCGGGCCACACACUGUCAGCGGCCGGCAUGUGCACCAGCGCCCCGGGCGGACACACAACCGACUGGCUGUGGUCAGUUUACAAUGAAACCAAACAACAAACUAAAGCUUUAAUUUCAUCCAUCUCAAACAACUCCGUGAAUCCGGACACAAUUUUUGCCAAUAACGAGAUGAGCUUGCAGGACAUUGAGAUCUACGGCUUCGACUACGACUACACGCUGGCCUUUUACUCCAGCCAUCUCCACACUCUGAUCUUCGAUGUAGCUCGGGAUAUACUAAUCCAACAGCACAGGUACCCAGAGGGAUUGAAGAAGUAUAAUUACAUCCCUAAUUUCGUGAUUCGGGGGCUGCAUUAUGACGUUCAGAAGGCUUUGCUGAUGAAGAUAGAUGCUUUUCAUUACAUCCAACUGGGAACAGUUUACAGAGGUCUUCAUCCUGUCCCAGACAGAGAAGUCAUUGCUAUGUACGAGGGCUGCCAUGUGCCUCUGGAAAACAUGAGUGACUUUUAUGGCAAGAGUUCCCAUGGACACACUAUGAAACAGUUCAUGGACAUCUUCUCGCUGCCGGAGAUGACCCUGCUGUCAUGCGUCAACGAUUACUUCAUGAUGCACAACAUUGACUAUGAGCCUGUGCAUCUCUACAAAGAUGUCAAGGAGGCCAUAAGAGACGUCCACGUGAAGGGAAUCAUGUAUCGUGCUGUGGAAGCAGACAUAGAAAAGUAUAUCUGUUAUGCCGAACAGACUCAUGCUGUUUUAAAAAAGCUUUCAGCAAACGGAAAGAAAAUGUUCCUAAUCACCAACAGCCCCCUGGAUUUUGUAGACCGAGGAAUGAACUUCAUUGUUGGAAAAGACUGGCGGGACCUAUUCGAUGUCGUCAUAGUGCAGGCCGACAAGCCUGGUUUCUUCAAUGACCGUAGAAAGCCAUUCAGGCGAGUUACUGAUAAAGGAGUGUUGCUAUGGGACAGAAUUCACCACCUGGAGAAGGGGCAGAUUUAUAAACAGGGAAACCUGUAUGAGUUCUUGAGACUCACUGGCUGGAGGGGCUCGAAGGUUUUAUAUUUCGGAGACCACAUCUACAGUGACCUUGCUGACCUGACCCUAAAGCAUGGCUGGAGGACAGGGGCCAUCAUCCCUGAGCUGCGCAAGGAGAUCAAGAUCAUGAACACAGAGGAAUACGUACACACCAUGUCAUGGCUGCAGAGUCUCACCAACCUAGUGGAACAGAUGCAGGUGCAUCGAGACGCUGCCUCACAAUCAGUGAUUCAGCAGUGGAUCAGAGAAAGGGAGGACAUGAGGUCUCAGGCAAAGAACAUUUUCAACAGUCAGUUCGGCAGUCUGUUCCGCACGUAUCACAACCCAACAUAUUUCUCUCGCCGCCUCUCGCGCUUUGCGGACAUCUACAUGGCCUCCCUCAGCUGCCUGCUCAACUAUGACCUGCAGCACACGUUCUAUCCGCGACGCACACCACUUCAACACGAGGCAUCACUCUGGACGGAGCAGUCCAGCCCAUGAGCCGUAACCAGUCCCCUCAAGAACCAUCGCACUGGCUCGGACUCGUGUGUGGUAUUAUUCUAAAGCUUUAUUUAAUGUACAACAGCACUGCAUAGGUUUAGCAGAUUGACCAGCCAAGUGGUUAUAGUAAUGACUGGUACUGGUGAACUAGGGAUGCAGACUGUCUAAAUGAAGGUUUUUAUGUUCUUCAUUCGUUCAGUAUAUGUUUAGACACUAGGGCUAACACAUCUGACAUGCUACAGUAUAGUGGCUCGUUGUCUCCCAGCUAUAAAUUGCUGUAGCGCUUUAGUAUUUUAAGAUGCCUAUAUCUUAUUUUUAUAUUUACAGCAUACUUCAUUCUAUGUGUUUUGACUGGCGACAAAUAUUUUUGGAGGAGUUCUCCUACUGUAUUGUGGAAAACCUCAGAGUGUAGUGGACGUUUUUUAAUAUUUUUGCAAUGAGGGAGUUUAUUUACUUUAUCUUCAUCCUCCCUUGUGUGUUUGAUAUGCAACAAUUCUGGCAAGUUAUACAUUUGUAUGGAAAAAUGUUUCAGAUUUACAGACAAACUGUUGAAAGUCGAUGAGGCAUUGUAUUGCAUUUAAUUAGCUUUUGUAUCGUUUGCUGGUUUAGCAAAAAGCCUGAAGUUUUAGAUAUUUAUUUAAAUAAAUACUAAACCUAGCAGCCAUAACAUUAAAACCACCUGCGUAAUAUUCCUAGUGUUGGUCCCCCAGUUCACCAAUUUUUCUUAAUUGGACCACUUUUGGAAAUAAUCACUGCAAACCAGGCAUUCUGGCAUUCCUUACAAGACCUGCAGAUUUGGAGACACUCAUACCAAGUCAUCCUGCCAUCACAAAAAAAAAAGUCCAGAAUGGUAAGGUAAGGUAAACUUUUAUUGUCCCCAGUAGGGAAAUUUGUAGGGCCAUCACCUCUGCUGCAAUCAUACAGAACAUACAUUAGACAGAUACAAUUCACAGGAUAUUGAAUACAUAAAAUAGCAACUAUGUCCUUCCCCUAUUUAACAACUUCACCGACACUGGGAUAAAAGAGUUUUUAAAUCUAUUUAAUCUGCAGCGAGGAACCCUGAACCUCCUGCCAGAAGGCAACAACUCAUACUCCAUAUUAAAAACAUGGGAAAAAUCACAGACAAUCCUCUCAGCGUGUCUUACAGUGGCAUGUUCGUACAUAGUUUGCAAUGGUGUCAGUUCUUUCACUCCUAUAAUUUUCCAAGCAGUAUGUAUCAUUCGUGUCAUCUUUGAUCUCGAUUGCACAGAUAGAUUCCCAAACCAUACUGUGAUACAGUACCUGAUUGAACUCUCAAUUACUGCCUGGUAAAAGAUGACCAUACAUUUUUGGUCAACCCCAUGGACUCUCAGACACUCAGUCACUCAGAUCUUUACGCUCACCCAUUUUUCCUGUUCCAACACAUCUCAAGAACCGACUGUUCACUUGCUGCUUAAUAUAACCCACCUUUUGAUAUAUAGAUUUGCCACCGUAAUGAGAUUAUCGAUAUUAUUCACGUCACCUUUAAGUGGUUUUAAUAUUCUGGCUGAUGUAACUAAUGUAACUAAAUUACUUGAACAGCUCAUUGACUAUGUGAUGUACAGUAAUUUGAUAUAGUAUCUGGAUCAUAGCAGCUGUUGCUCAGUCGAGUGACCAAUACUGUAUAUUGUCGGGUGUAACGUAAUCAGCUUUCAAUAUUAGAUUUCAAUAUAUAAAUAAUUGUAUUCAUCUUUGCACUGAAUUUUCAUCCAGACAUGACUUAAGUUGUUCCAGUUCAUUUUUGUGUCUGCUUGAACAAUUAGUUUUAUUAGAUGUAUUUUUUUAAUGAAUGGAAAGGGGCUGAACUGAAACAUCGCUGGGUGACUACAGUAUUCUGUAGCUCUUCUAACUUUGUUCAUAGUUUCGAAGCCACUUGUGAUUUAUUUAUUAAACAGUUUCAUGGUU
Tachysurus vachellii is the source of this 3711-nucleotide messenger RNA. It is a transcript of the gene nt5dc3, whose product is annotated as 5'-nucleotidase domain containing 3. Lineage: Eukaryota; Metazoa; Chordata; Actinopteri; Siluriformes; Bagridae. Gene Ontology annotation, molecular function: 5'-nucleotidase activity. Bases 136 to 1788 code for a protein of 550 amino acids. The record is from RefSeq and is a predicted model, not a curated record. The transcript is spliced from 14 exons.